Pygocentrus nattereri (red-bellied piranha) is the source of this 1815-nucleotide messenger RNA. Its product is annotated as B-cell receptor CD22-like. The record is from RefSeq and is a predicted model, not a curated record. Lineage: Eukaryota; Metazoa; Chordata; Actinopteri; Characiformes; Serrasalmidae. The coding region runs from base 64 to 1815 and encodes 583 amino acids. The transcript has 11 exons.
AUCGUCAGAGCCCCUCCUGCUCUCUGCAGUCGUUCUUCAGCUUCAGGGAAAGGACGUCGCCUAAUGCAGGCUGACCUGCUGAUCUCACUCAGAAUGUCUCUGACUGUUUCUCUGCUGGUUCUGAUCUUCAUCUCUGGAGUUGUUGCUCAGAAUGGGUGGGGUGUGGAUUACAAAGAUCAGUCUAUCUGUGCUCUAAAGGGGUCUACAGUGACCAUGCGCUGCACUUACACAUAUCCAAGUGAUCCUGUAGUCCUAAGAACUUUCUGGACCAAACAGUGGGGUCAAGGUUCAGAGCCUCCUGAUCUGUUAGAAGAUCUAGAGUACAGAGGCAGAGUUCAGUACCUCGGAGAUAAACAACACGACUGCACUCUCAGACUGAGGGAUGUGAGAGAAACUGAUCAAAGUAAAUAUUACUUCAGAUUUCUAACAGACGAACCUGGAGGAAACUAUCAAGGUAGAGGUGGAGUUGAUCUUUCAGUCACAGAUCUCCAGGUGGAGGUUCCUGAGAGAGUGAUAGAGGGAGAUGAAGUCACUCUCACAUGUAAAACCAGCUUCAGUCUGUCUGACAGACCAAAAUUCACCUGGUACAGAAAUGGACAUCCUUUAUCCUCCAAUACUGACCAGCUCCACCUGCAGCCGGUCAGCAGGGAGAAUGCAGACAGUAGUGAUGGAAACCCACCUGUGCAGAACUACAUCUGGUUUAAAGCAACAUCAUUAGUAGCAGAAGGAGAGACUUACACAAUGAAGAAGAUCAGCUCUGUGGACAGUGGAGAAUACAAGUGCAGGUCCAGUAAUGAACAUGGAGAGAAACUCUCUGAAGCUCUAACUCUGAAUGUUUUGUAUGGUCCAAAGAGCGUCUCAGUGUCCAUCAGUCCCUCUGGUGAAAUAGUGGAGGGCAGGUCAGUGAAUCUGACCUGUAGCAGUGAUGCAAACCCACCUGUGCAGAACUACACCUGGUUUAAAGGAACAUCAAUAGUAGCAGAAGGAGAGACUUACACAAUGAAGAAGAUCAGCUCUGUGGACAGUGGAGAAUACAAGUGCAGGUCCAGUAAUGAACAUGGAGAGAAGCUCUCUGAAGCUCUAACUCUGAAUGUUUUGUAUCCUCCAAAGAGUGUCUCAGUGUCCAUCAGUCCCUCUAGUGAAACAGCAGAGGGCAGUUCAGUGACUCUGACCUGCACCAGUGAUGCAAACCCACCUGUGCAGAACUACACCUGGUUUAAAGAAGGUGGAAGCUCACCUGUAGGAUCUGGACACAGUUACAGGGCUCCACAGAGAGGAUCCUACUACUGUAAGGCUCAGAAUGAACACGGAUCUCAGAAAUCAGCUGCAGUGACUGUAAAAGGGGUCUGGAAUUCAGCUCUAUAUGCAGUUAUUGGAGUCACAGCUGGAUGUGGAUGUUUAUCUGUUAUCAUUGCUGUAUUUUGUGUAAGGAGAAAGAAAAAAGGCAAUUCAGCUGAUGAUGCAGACCAGACACAGGAAAAUCUCUACAGUAAUGUGGCCGUAAGACCUGCAACCAGUGACGCAGCACCUGAUCCAGAUCCGUCCAAUCAGGACGAUGUUCAUUAUGCCAGUGUUGGACCACGAAAACUCAGAAACCCCAGGAAUGCCGAGAGCUCUGCAGGGACAGCUUCUGCCUUUGGGGCUGAUGAGGAGGUUCAGUACGCCAGCGUCCAGCACCGCAGUGAUAAAGUAGUACAGAAGACUGAAGUGGACGCUCAGUAUGCGAGUGUGAGGUUUAGUCACACUGGUGCUGCCAACAGGGCUGCUAGAUCCACACUUGAGGACCCCUCAGUGAUCUACUGCAGUGUGAAAUAA